This is a messenger RNA of Penicillium hordei, 768 nucleotides long. RefSeq names its product oxidoreductase tpcG (gene tpcG). The record is from RefSeq and is a predicted model, not a curated record. The coding region runs from base 1 to 768 and encodes 255 amino acids. The transcript has a single exon. Lineage: Eukaryota; Fungi; Ascomycota; Eurotiomycetes; Eurotiales; Aspergillaceae.
AUGCCUCGCUACGCAGUCCUUGGGGCAACCGGUAACUGUGGCACAGCGCUCCUCCAAAACCUCCUCAAGCGCCCAGAUGCUCAAAUCAAUGCCUACUGUCGGAAUCAAGACAAGCUUCUGCGUCUGCUUCCAGCAAUCAAAGACAAUGAGCAAGUGAAGGUCUUCCAAGGAAGCAUCAAAGAUAGAAAGCUGCUUGAGUCGUGUCUCCGUGACUGCCACGCAGUAUUCCUUGUCCUCUCGACAAAUGAUAAUAUUCCUGGAUGUCGCUUGGCCCAAGAUACAUCGACAGCAGUGAUUCACGCUCUCCGAUCCAUCGACCAAGCCCCCAAGAUUGUCCUGUUGUCUUCGGCAACAAUAGAUGAUCACUUUUCCCGCCAUGUACCCUUCAUUCUUCGACAAGUUCUGCUUCGCUCGGCUUCUUUCGUCUAUGAUGAUCUGAUAAAAACGGAGAGAAUUCUUCGAGCAGAGGCCGCGUGGUUGACGACAAUUUACAUCAAGCCUGGUGCACUGUCAGUGGAUACCCAGCGAGGUCAUGCUCUGAGCUUGACAGAUGAGAACAGUCCACUGUCCUACUUGGAUCUUGCAGCAGCAAUGGUUGAGGCGGUGGAUGAGCAGGACGGUCGUUAUGAUAUGCGCAGUGUGAGCGUGGUCAACACUAAUGGUCGAGCGAGGUUUCCUUCAGGGACGCCAAUGUGUAUUCUGACGGGCCUACUGCGUCAUUUUUUCCCAUUUUUGCAUUCUUAUCUGCCCUCAGGUGGACCAGGAUAG